AUGGCGGAAAUACCGGAAAUGCAAAAACUUGUAAAGGAAGCUUCAGAUAUAAAAUAUAUACCUGGAGCCGCACUAAAAACCUAUUUCCGUUCGGCAAAUGCUUUGUUAAGACAGGCGAAUCGAUAUAGAGAAGAAAAGGACUUAAUCAACGCAUUUAAAUUUUAUGUGAGAUACGCAACGUUGACGCUCGAAAAGUUACCUCUUCACCCAGAAUAUAAGAAGCCCGAACACAAGGCUGGGAAAGUAGAGCUUGCCAAAAAUUCAAAGAUUGUUCUCGAUGAAAUUGAAAAGCUCAAACCUAUUAUUGAAGAACGCUUUCGACGUUCUGCAGGAAAAGAAUUAGUAACAGAUGAUGUAUCUAAGGAGGAUCAGAAAGAUCAAACUCAAGAAUAUAAUAAUGACUAUCAUAACGAUGAAAAUGAUCAAAACAGGGAAUAUAGCAACCAAAAUGAUUAUCAAAGAAGUUAUCCAAGUCAGGGGUAUCAAAGUCAAGUUUCGGAAUCGUCAUUGGAUCUGGUGGAACAGCUUAAAGAUAUCCAUUUAUAUUCGACAUCUUCCGAAAUAACUGAACCAGAAGAACAAUCGCAACAAAAGGUUCAUUACCCCAAUGUUUCAGAAAGAAAUCAAAGUGAUGGAUAUCAAUAUUCUGCACAUAAGCCGCGUGUAGUAUCAUCAGCGGCAUUGAAAUCUUAUGAAGCUCCAGCAUUGCCGCCCCAAAUGCCACCGCAAGUAUUAUCUCGUCAAAUACCGUCUUCAAUAAUGCCAUCUCCAAUAUCAUCCCGACAUAUAACACCUCCAGCAUUACCUCCAAAAGUGAGGAACGAGGCUCCUAAGUUACCGCCAAAACCGAAUGGAUAUAGUACUGAAGAAUUAAAUAAAUAUGUUAAUUACGAACAUCCUAAAGUCAAUAAGGAUUACGAUUUGUUACCAGAGUAUCAAGCAUAUACUGAGGGCGGAGAGGGUCUUCGAAGAGUAUAUCUUCCUGAUAAUAUCUAUAAUACAUUUAUUAAAGUCGCUUCCAAAAAUACAGAAAGGAAUUUAGAAACGUGUGGAAUUUUGUUUGGUAGUUUGUCGCAUAAUGUCUUCUAUGUCACAACGUUAAUAAUUCCGAAACAAACUGCAACAUCUGAUACUUGCGAAGUAACUAAUGAAGAGGAUCUUAUUGAAUAUGAAGAGAAAGGAUUGAUGAUACUUGGUUGGAUACAUACACAUCCAACACAGACUUGCUUCAUGAGUUCGAUGGAUCUACAUACACAUUCUUCAUUUCAGGUCAUUUCUCCUGAAGCAAUAGCUAUUGUAUGCGCUCCAAAGAAAUACCCAAACUUUGGUAUAUUUCGUCUCACAAAUCCGCCGGGAUUACAAAAAGUGCUUGAGUGUACUUUAAGAGGUUUUCAUCCCCAUGAGUGUGACGCACCUAUUGAAAAAGAUAUCACAGAGAAUGGCCAUAUUGUGAUGAAAAAAAUGGCCCUUGAAGUUAUUGAUUUACGUUGA
Messenger RNA from Dentiscutata erythropus, 1491 nucleotides. NCBI's taxonomy places the organism in Eukaryota, Fungi, Glomeromycota, Glomeromycetes, Diversisporales, Gigasporaceae. The record is from the annotation of a GenBank genome assembly.